Platichthys flesus (European flounder) is the source of this 2472-nucleotide messenger RNA. It is a transcript of the gene gng12a, whose product is annotated as guanine nucleotide binding protein (G protein), gamma 12a. The coding region runs from base 434 to 652 and encodes 72 amino acids. The transcript is spliced from 3 exons. NCBI's taxonomy places the organism in Eukaryota, Metazoa, Chordata, Actinopteri, Pleuronectiformes, Pleuronectidae. Gene Ontology annotation, cellular component: heterotrimeric G-protein complex. The record is from RefSeq and is a predicted model, not a curated record. Gene Ontology annotation, molecular function: G-protein beta-subunit binding. Gene Ontology annotation, biological process: G protein-coupled receptor signaling pathway.
UCGGCUGGUUCCGCCUCUCUCCUCCCGACCAUUCGGCUGUUCUCGUCACGGAGCGUUCAAGUGGAGGAGGAGAGAGAAGACGAGGAGAAGAAGAAGAGGAAGAGAAAGAGGAGAGCGGAAGAAUAAAAAAAAGUCAACCAUAGUUAAACAUUUACUUCGCCCGUCAGCGGAAAGCGAGAGCGGCGCGACUCCGGCAGCCCAGACGUCGUCAGCAGCGUCCAUGUAGAGCCCGCUCUGCCCGGUCUGUGGUGUCAACACACGGCUGGAGUUGUGGCAUUGCGCCGGGAGCGACGGAGCAGAGCAGAGGGAGAGAAAGAGAAAGAAAGAAGGGGCUCUCCUCCCUGUCUGUGGACGGAGAGAGUGUUGGCUUUGGUGGAAGGAGACAAGGCGACACCUGAGUGCACGUUUCCCGGCCAGUGUUUUAUUACCCAGGAUGUCUUCAAAGCCUCAAAGUGCCAAUACCAUCGCCCAUACCCGGCGGAUGGUGCAGCAGCUGAGAAUAGAGGCAAGCAUUGACAGGAUAAAGGUUUCCAAGGCCUCUGCAGACCUCAUGAACUACUGCAGCGACCAUGCGAGGAACGACCCUCUCCUCAUGGGCAUCCCCGCCUCAGACAAUCCCUUCAAGGACAAAAAAACCUGCACUAUAUUGUAGUGGAUGCCACUUACCCUUUCAUGGGUUUAUUUUGUGCUUAUUAAUGUUGCUGGAUGUCUUUGUGUUGGCAGGAGUGAGGGAUUUUCUCUAAAGUCGUAAACAUUGAGGUGAUCUGUGGCUGCACUGUUAGCCAUGUAUUGGUAUUAUUCACUGAAACGAUUGACCACAGCACAGCCCGACCUCUGGCCACUGAUGAGACUUUGGCUGCAUGGGUUCUGAUGGCAUCAGUUACAUUAUUAUCGACAGCAGACGUAGUUUUCUGAAUAUGUGAAGAGCUCAGAGAUUCCUCAGUGGUGGAUUUUGUCCCUAAUCCAUCACACACACAGUCUCAUCACCACUAGGAAGUUGCUGUCGUUGCCUUUCUGAUUCCAUUCAGUCAACGCUCCCCCAACAGUAUUUUACAGAUUUGAAUUGAAGGUUUACAUUGAGCUUCUACUCAAUUGUGACCAUUAUGUAUCUUUGAUUGGGUAAAAUCCAACAAGUACAUCAAAUUAUUCUGCCACCCAUCGUACUCUGACUUGUCCACAUCUCAUUUAUUUCACCAGCUUCCUGUCUGUUAUUUGUAGUACUAUCACCAUGAUACAGUGUUGUCUUCAGCUUAUUCAUUCAAGCAUCAGGUCCCAUAUGAAGAUCUUUAAUCCCUAUGUUCCUUGACUGUGUGUUAGUGCCAUGAUGAAGAAUCUUAAUUUUACGAUAAUAAAAUCGUAAUUUUGAAGAAAGAACCACCCAGACUAUCUUUAUUCUCAUAAAUUUAAGUAUUUUUCUCAAAAAAAGAAUUCCAGUUUCUUUUCAAUUAUGGCUCUAUUCUCGAAAUCUCUGAAGAUUCAGAUUCAAGCCAUUAGGAACAAAUGACCCGAGUGCUGUGAUGCUGUUGCUAAACUCAACAUACAGAGUGAAUGAAGCUUUCUUGAAAAUGCUUCAUCAUAUUAAUGUAGUGCUUACAUUUAAUUUCAUGUCUGUCAUCGGCUGUCGUUGUGUAAAGAAGAUCUUGGGUCAAAGCCAAACCAAUGAUUGUGCAUUUGAUAACAUUUGAUUGUGCGUCUGAUAAGUGUCUGUGGUACGAUAUUUUUUAGAAAGCUGAAGUGUUAAACUGUGAGCUGCGAGUAAUUCCUCAUCAAAACCAAGUGACUUAUCGAAUGUGCAUGUCGUUGUGUUUUUGGUGCAAGUAGUGUCGGCUGUGGCUGUUUCUAUAAAUGAUUAAACCACUAGCUCAAAUUUGUCUUUUUCUUUUUGAAAACCGUCACAUUUGUGUCGGUGCGGGUCUUAAAUCUUCUGCCUAACAUGUGGAAUAUUCUGGAUACUCUGAAUUCCAAUAUCCUUACACUCUAAAGCCUUACUUAUAUAUGCCUUGUGUCACGAAGGACAAUCUUAAUGGGAAUAUUUUCUUUAAAAUUAAAAAAUAUGUUUUUAAAAUGGGCGGUGAAAGUGAUGUGACAAUGUUGUGCCAUCAUUCUCUGUCUACCUGUCGCUUUUAAGCAGGUUUAGUAUUGUUGCCUUCUCCACCCUCAGGUCUCCCCAUCUGUAAAAUCUAAUGUUGUAACCCAACUGUGUUUUUUUUUAUGUCAUCUCUAACAGUCGGUUCUUUUUAUUGCAAUAAAUCAAGCUUGUACUAAAAAAAAGAAAAAGUCAUAUCACCCCUUCCGUGCCCGUAAUGGCCUUAUCAGACUUCUGACCUGUUUUAAAUCUGCAUCUUCAUAAAUGUCUUUAUUAAUACACCGACCUUUGUAUGAAGACUCAUCUAAGAUUGUUAAAGUGAAGCUGUCCUAAAGUACAGAACUGUACUAAUCUCUCAAUAAAGAUGUGUUGUGCUUUCAGAAGAU